UUCAGUCUUUCGUGUUACUUUGUCGCAUUAACAAGAAAUGAAGUUCUUAAUCGUGGUUGCUCUUAUUGUAGCUUCAUCAGAAGCAUUCCUUAAAAGUGGAACACUUAAUCUUAGUGGAAGCUUUCAAGUACAUCCAUUAUUAGCAAAUCAUCUAGCGAAACAUAAACUAUUAGGAGGCAGUCAGUCAAAACCAGUUGAAUCAGUUCCGAUUGCAGCUGCUCCAGUUGUUGAAACUCCAAUUACCGAAAGUACAAUUGCUGUUCAAUCUGAUCCAAUUCCAACACAAAGUUUCCAUUCCAAAAUUGAUUUCAACAAAAUUUUAAAUGACAUCGUUGGAGUUAAGGUUCUUCUUCUAAAGCACAUUCAACAAGGAAUUAAUGAUAAAUUUGACAGCAAACUUAGACGAUUAGAGAAAUUUGAGAAUCAUGUUAAGAAUCAUUUUAACAAGAAUUCAGGAAGUUCAUCAAACACAAAUGUAGGAUUAGAUGCAACAAUUAGCACACCAGACCAUGAUGUAGCUUUCGAUGCUAAAGUAUCAGUCAAAAGUGACUCAAGAUUCGCACCAGAAAUCAAUAUAAUCACAAAUGAAUUUGCUAGCACUGCAACAACAGAUUCUAAUGACUUUGAUCUUGAUGAUUCAUCACUUAGUGCAUACAAGAGUGCCAAUCUUUCUGGACGAGAACCAAUUGUAUCCAACUGCGAUCACUAAGUCAUACAGUUAAUGGAACUUUAAUUUAUUUUAAACUUUACAUUUUGAUGAAAUAAAAGCUUUCAUUGAAAAAAAAAACUUUUGUAUUCUUAAAUCAGUGAAGGGUUAGAUCUGUGCUAGUAAAGUAAGGUAUGUUUUUGGUCGCUCUGUCGAUUUUU
Molecule: messenger RNA, 867 nt
Organism: Chironomus riparius
Lineage: Eukaryota; Metazoa; Arthropoda; Insecta; Diptera; Chironomidae
Source: the annotation of a GenBank genome assembly